UUUCUCCGACGGCACUACGUAGUCACAAUUGUGUGCCAACAUUGAAAAGUCGAUUGCCAACGUGAAAUUGUUGCUUGAUUUAAAAUAUAUUUUUCUGCCACAUUAGCCACUUUAUUGCACCUGUGCACAGUUUGUUGUGUUCUUUUGCAACAGUUAAUUGAAUUGUUCAACAAAGUUUUUCCUCGUAGCUAGUGGUUUGACAAAUUCGAUUACAAAUUUGAUCUCCGCUCGCGACAACAGUACCUCGAGCAAAAGGAAAAAUAAUCAAUUAUCUUUUUUUUGUGGGGUGCCUGCAAAGCAGUGAAAAAGUAUUCAAACUGUUGAAUUUGCCGCAAUUAUACUUGCAAACAUCAUCGUCAUCAUCUCAUAGUGCCCGGAGUAGUAAUAUGCCUGUUCACGAAUUUAGAGUGGAAAUGACUUGUUCAGGAUGUUCCAACAGCGUGGAGCGUGUUUUAAACAAGUUGGGUGCGGAAAAAGUGGAAAAGGUCAGUAUCGAUCUCGAUUCGAAAACAGUGCUUGUGACAUCGAAUCUGACUUCAGAUGAAUUGUUGGAAACUAUCAAGAAGACUGGCAAAGCGACGCAAUAUGUAGGGGUGAAAGAAUGAAACGAACUUUUUUGCAAGUUCCGCAAAAUUGCCAAAUUAAAAAUGGAAGUUUAAUGGAUGUAAUCAAGUAAGUAUUCAAGAAUUAAAGUGGCGGCGAUAGGCUCAACAGUGAAACUGUAAAAGGCCAAUUAAAUUUAUAUUUUGCGAUUAUAAAAAAAAAAAACAAUAAAAAAUCGUUACCUAUAACGAUCCAUUGAGUUAUACUCUCAACAAAUAUAAUUAAAUUAUACAUUUAAUUAAAAUUUAAAUUCAUAAAAAGAACAAAAUGGACCAGUAAAAUUGUAUCUCUUUAAAGAUUAUAUGUAUUUACAUAAUUAGCGAGUUCAUCGUACAUUUAAUGUAAACCACAAAUUUUAAUAUACAAAAAAGAAAAAUAAGUAAAAAUUUAUUCGCAUUGGCAGUAUGUAUAUUAAUAGAUACAUAUUUACAAAGCAAAGUCGAUUUACACAAAAUAAUCUAUUUAAAAUAAAAAUAUAAAUGUAGCCAUCGUCAAUUUUCAAACCUAAUGUUAAUCCAAAAAAAGUUCUAUCAAAAAUUUAAAGAAUAAACUCGAAAAACAAUCCAAUUGAAAAAAAAAACUAAUUAGUAAGGGGGUGUUCAAUGGUUUGCUAAACACUAUAAAAAUUGUCAUUUUGACUACACUCAAUUAUUUUUCUAGAGGUUCCCAAAUCUUGUAAGUAAUAAUUUAAUACAAUGUAAAUUGUUAACGUACAAAGUUUAAAAUACAAACAGAAAUACAUACGUAUGUACACAUCACAUUUAAUGAAUUACAAA
Rhagoletis pomonella (apple maggot) is the source of this 1379-nucleotide messenger RNA. Its product is annotated as copper transport protein ATOX1-like. The transcript has 3 exons. The record is from RefSeq and is a predicted model, not a curated record. Gene Ontology annotation, molecular function: metal ion binding; copper chaperone activity. Gene Ontology annotation, cellular component: cytosol. Bases 387 to 605 code for a protein of 72 amino acids. NCBI's taxonomy places the organism in Eukaryota, Metazoa, Arthropoda, Insecta, Diptera, Tephritidae. Gene Ontology annotation, biological process: copper ion transport.